GAAAACAAAGAAGGACAGCUGAACUCUCGGAGAAAUAAAAUAAAAGAAGCGCAGGACUCACGCACCGUUCGCCGCGUCUUUUGUCGUUGCUGCGCGCGAGGAGGCUUAUCCGUCCCUGUUCUUUUUUAUUAUUCCUAUAUAUAUGUAUGUAUUUCCUGAUUUCCCAACCAACUAACCACCGCAAUUAUCAUUUUUUAGUGUAUAUUGCUUCCUCUUCUAUGUGCUCUAUGCUGUGCUGAUCAUCCUCCAGGUAUUCAUUGCUUUUAUUACUCUCCUUUGUUUCUUUUCCCCACCCCCCUUCUCCCUCCCUCCAGCCAUUCACAGGGGUCGGGAUCAUCUCUAUUUCAUGUUGUUUUGAGUGUUCCUUUAAUCGUGUUGCUGCUAGCAAACCAUCAUUCUUCUUCUUAUUAUUAUUCCUUACACACCCUUUUCAAGUUAAGCGUUGACGGUGAUAACUGUCGUAGGUGCGCGCUUCCAAGUUUCCAUUACUACGUCUAUUACUAUUAUUACUGCGUUUUUCAAGGGUCUACGGGUAGCAGCGCUCUAUUGUUGUUAUCGCUGUGAUCCGACCCGCUUUUGGCUCUUCUUUUCUGGUUGUGCACCUUCAUUUGUUCUCAUCCCUUCCCCCGUCGCUUUCUUCUUUUUUCGAGGAUUUCUUUUCUAUUUUCUCCUUUCUUUCCAUCUGCAUUUACCAUUGUGCGUUGUUGGUAUUGCCGCGGGGCAGAUCCCCCGUCUCGCCGACUCUCGCGCACUCCUCUCUGUUGAUCAUCAGGUUCUUUUCGUGGUGGUCGUGGCGGUGGUACAUCAUCCGCUAUUCAUUCAUUCGUGUUUGUUCUUAGGUUUCAUUGUAGAAGCUGAAGAGUGACAGCCGAACCAAAAGGAAAGCACAAACACACAAACUCUAAUUAUUAUAAUACGGUCUCUAACGAAACGGUUGUGAUUCUCUUCAUUACUUUGCGUUAUUUAUAUUUAUAUUUAUACGCCGCAUGUGCUUACUGAUCUCUUCUUUCGAUUGCUAUUUUUUUCAAUAACCUUUUUUCCUCUUUGCUGUUGUGUUGCUUUGCCUGUCCUCCCCUCCUUCUCCUUUUUUUUUCUCCAAAAGGGGGGCACAGCAUAUCGACCUUUCUAUCUAUCUAUCUAUCUGUCUCUCUCUCUCUCUGUGUGUGUGUGAUCGUGGUUACAACACUAGCCACAAGUGAAUCACUUCAUAAUAUGAAUCGGAGUUUCUAUUAUUAUUAUUAAUAUACUAUUUAUCGACGGACUUUUGAAUAUCAAUGUGAGAGUGUGUGUCUAGGUUGUUUUUCCUUGUUGCUUUCUCGGGAGUAUUCGCACUCAAACUCUUUCACAUCGUCAUUUUAUAUUAUUAUUACUGUUGUUGCUGUUGUUGCUGUUGCUGUUGGCUCUGCUCGCACUUCGUCUCUCCGAUUCCUACCUGCCGUCCGUCAUCCCUCAUCUCCAAUUCUCUUUGUUCUUGCGUGUUGAUUUCCUAUUGGAAAAAAGAAUCGGUUGAUCUUGAGCAUUUUGUCUUCCUUGUGUGUAUGUGUUUUUGGUUGUGUCUCCAGGGUUUUUUUAUUUGUUUUUUGAAGUCGUACGUAUUCGGGUGUCCGUCCCCUCCUUGUAUAGCGGGGACACACACACACACGCACAGACAGACAGAGAGAGAGAGAGAGACAUGCCUUGCGUGCGACUGUUCCGUUAGUUUUUUUUUCAUCCACAGUCAAAAACAGGGAAAACAGAAACCGCCGAAGGAGGUAUCUCUUUUUCUAUUAUUAGUAGUACUCAUUACUAUUUUUAUUAUCAUUGUCUCUCCCUCCCCCUCCUCCGUCUCGUCGUUCGAAGGAGUUGCGACACGCCGCUGCCUUCAGCGUCGUCUUCAGCCGUCUCCAUCACUCGCCGGUGCGCAUCUGUGUCGUUUAAUACCCCGUGUGUCCUGCCGCAGUGAGCUCCACUGAUUCCGCGAAGGCUGCAGCUAGCAUGCGCAGGAACAGGAGCACCAGGAGCAGCAGCGGUGGCAACGCUUUCUCCUUUUGGGAGGCAGACGACGAUGCGGAUGGCAGCCAUAUCCAUACUCUAUGCGAAGACGACACAAGCACGUCGAGCACGGCCGUUUACGCAGACGUCGGAUCAGGGAUGAAGAGCGCUCCUUCUCACAGAAGCAGCGGCGCUCCGCGGGGGUCGUCUCAUCAUAUCACGUACGCGGCCGUCCUGUCCGCAGCGCGACCUACCGCACAUGCAGGCAAGGAAUUACAACGGAGAAGUAGCGCGGAUAGCAGUAGUGACAUCAGCAGCAACAGCAGCAGCAGUGGUAAUGUUGGUGGUGGUGGUCACUGUGGUAGGACGCAGUGGCGCGACAGCUGGGCCAUGACCGUGGUGCGCCUCGUCGUCGUCCUGACGCUGCCACAUCUGUGCGUGUGGUACACCCUCCCGUGUGUUCUGCCGGUGCCGUCGACGGCCGAGGAAGCCGCCGCCCAGCCCGACCUUCAUCUCUACCCCAUUACCCGCCACCAUCCAGAAGUUGGCCUGUUUCUUCUCGAGCUCGCGUUGAUGAGUCUGUUUGUUUACGCUGUUGUGCGACAGGCACGCGCGAACACCGGGCGUGGUGGAGGUCGGCAGUUCGAGGACCGCUACGCCAAUCGCUGGAUGCUGCCGCCGUUGCUCUGCCAUUCCUCCGCCGGGGGUGGGGCUGGACCAACCGGAGAAGUCGGUGCCGCAUGCGUCCCCGUCGCAUCCCUCGACCACCCCAUCUUCUCUCCCCAAUCCAGCAACGGCAACUCUUUGGUUCGCCCGCGCGGCGUAGCACACCACUAUCUUCAACAUCUACAGCAGCAGCAUUUUUCCUUUUCGGUGUCUCGACCUUCGCCACCGACAUCGCCGGCCGGUGUAGCGAACGGCAACAGCGCAUCUGUACUGUACUCCGCCAGCGACACUCGACAUGAGGGCGUGCUAUCGUCUCAGCACGUUUGGAACACAGCCGCGGCGGCGGGCCUGAUCGUGUCGCCCUCCGUGGGCCCCACAGCCCCGCCGACGCCACCGCGGAAAGCAGCAAAGCUGACCACACUCGUCAAGCGCCUUCUGCAUAAAACCCCUGUUCAGGCGAUGAAGCGCACCCUCGGCUCGCUCUGGGGCACUGGUGGUGGUGGUGCAGAGAAGAAGAGCAAGGACGGACCGUCGGACAUUUGGAAUUGGGCCCCGAAACAAGAAAACCUCGCCGGCACAUCCGACGCGGCGCCACGCGAUCGCAGGCGUCGCGCUCCGGCAUCUUCACACGUUGGCUCGCCGCCGCCGCCGCCGCUGCAGCAGCACGCACACACCGACACGUCCCGCAUCUCCUCCUUGUCUGCCACGCAGCCGUCGUUGGCGCCGAUGGCGCUCCAUCUCGGCUUUUUGAUCUGUCUCAUCUUCUUCACCUGGCGUCUUUGCGUUGACUUCUACUUUGCGUGGUUUAGCUUUCAGUUUGAGCGGAACGACGCGCUGUACAUCUGGCUCAUCCCGUCUGGCGUCAUCGCCACCGCGGCCUUUCUGUUUCUCUUUGCGGGGGGACACUGGUACCGCUCUCAACUAACACGUCAGCUGCAACCCCUACUACGUGGGGACUCGGCGGAGCUUACCCGUCAGCGUCGCGUGCAAAGAGGCGCUGCUGCUGCCGCCGCCGCAUCGAGUCUGCAGGCGCUGCGGUGGGUGCAGUGGUGUGGCUGCUGCGUCCCGCACCCGCAGCCGGAGGUGGCCCCCGUGCCGCUGCUGCGUCGUCCUUCCCCAAGCGCACACGAGUCGCCGGCGUUCCACAAAAGCUGUCAUCAACGCCCCCCACUCAACACGCGUCUCCGCGCAGCAGCCGAUGCAGUUGCAGCAGGGAAAAGCCACGACCUUUCAACGUCGCUGCGUCUCUCUUCGAACGAGCCCGCAGGAGGAGGUGAGCACACGGCGGCGGCGGCGGCGAAUGUGGGCGAUUCAACAUUCCUAUUCGAGAACAGCGUCGGUGCUCGCGCGGGCGCUGACAGCGACAGCUUCCGCCACAGCCCCAGCGGGUACGAGAGCGAGAUGGCGUUAGGCACGGUGUGGCUGCGCCACGGCCCUCACGAGACACCGCUGACUCGCCCGCACCACUCGAACGAAGACGCGGAAGACGAAGAAGAGUUCGACAACAAUAUCAGUAGCAGCAGCGCUUACGACAACGCAGACUCAUGGAUGCCACGCGUGCGUCCCCUCCGCAGUCCGCCGCGGCCGGCCGCUUCCGCCAUAUCCACCGUCGCAGCAGCAGCAGCAGUAGCAACAGCGGCCACGUCGUCGUCAUCCUACGGUAUGGCUAUCGUGGAGGCAACCCCAUCCCUCUCCGCGUCGAUCUCGCCGCUGACGGGCGGACAGGACGGAUUUCCCACCGUCACGUCACCAGCGGCGCGUUCCUCGGGCAGCAGCUUCCUUCGACGCCUGCCCUCCACGGACCUGCUUCAACAUGGCAGCAGCACCGGCAGCACGAAUGGGGAUAGUAGCCGUCACGUCUUCCGCAGUGCGCCUGCGACACCGGUCGUCGCAGCACCGGCCGCGCACCGACUUGCACCGUCUGCUCGCCCAGCUGCCUUCACCGACUCCGCCUUUUCCGAUUCUCUUGCGCACUGGCGAGAUAAGCUGCAUCUCCCAGACCUUUUCAUGCGGCUGCGUCGCCUCUGCGGUCACCGCCGCUUCCGCGGUGGCGUCUUGUGCGAGGGCUGCACUGCACCGCGCCUCAAUCGGGAGGAGGAAGAGGAGGGAGAUUGUUUGACGGCCUUGGAAGACUAUCCCUGCUCCUUUGCCGCUUCAUCUUCGCAUGCGGCGGCAGCGGGGCUCUCCCGCCAGGGCCCGUGA
This is a messenger RNA of Leptomonas pyrrhocoris, 4839 nucleotides long. RefSeq names its product unspecified product. The transcript has a single exon. NCBI's taxonomy places the organism in Eukaryota, Euglenozoa, Kinetoplastea, Trypanosomatida, Trypanosomatidae. The coding region runs from base 2362 to 4839 and encodes 825 amino acids. The record is from RefSeq and is a predicted model, not a curated record.